Messenger RNA from Juglans microcarpa x Juglans regia, 820 nucleotides. RefSeq names its product glutathione S-transferase F13. The transcript has 3 exons. The record is from RefSeq and is a predicted model, not a curated record. Bases 53 to 709 code for a protein of 218 amino acids. Gene Ontology annotation, molecular function: glutathione transferase activity; glutathione binding. Lineage: Eukaryota; Viridiplantae; Streptophyta; Magnoliopsida; Fagales; Juglandaceae. Gene Ontology annotation, cellular component: cytoplasm.
GAUUAGCAAUAUCUGUAUCUCUUUGUGCCGUACUCAAAGAGAAAACAUAAAAAUGGGUCUCAAGCUUUAUGGACUUCCCAUGUCCACAAACACCACUCGCGUGAUGGCCUGCCUUCACGAGAAGGGUGUAGAUUUUGAGCUUGUUCCUGUUGACCUUUUCGGCGGUGAAAACAGGCAGCCUUCUUUUUUGGCAAAGAAUCCCCUUGGCCGGAUUCCAGUGCUAGAAGAUGGUGAUCUCACUCUUUUCGAAUCUAGGGCAAUUACAGCAUAUGUAGCUGAGAAAUUCAAGGAAACGGGCACAGAUCUCCUUAGGCUCCAAAACCCCAAAGAAGCUGCAUUAGUGAAGGUGUGGUUAGAGGUAGAAUCUCAUCACUUCGACCCUGCAAUCACUCCCAUUAUGUUCGAACAUUUCGUGGCGCCAAUACUUGGGAAGACUCCUGACCAGGCAGCCAUUGACGCCAGUUUGGAGAAGCUGGGAAAAGUUUUCGAUGUUUACGAGUCUAAGCUAAGUUGCACCAAAUACCUGGCUGGUGAUUUCUUUAGCCUAGCUGAUCUGCAUCACCACGCUUGUACUCAUUAUUUCAUGAAGACUCCAUGGGCUUCGUUCGUCAAUGAUCGUCCUAAUGUCAAGGCAUGGUGGGAGGGCAUUUCUUCUCGACCUGCUUUCAUGAAAGUGGCCGAGGGUAUGACUUUCGUGGAAAAGAAGUAGUGAGAAAUAUUUAGGUUUGAUCUGUUUCCAAGAUAUUAAUGCUGCAAGAACUUGGAAAAAAAAAUUGUCGUGGUUGUUAUAAAUUGAACUCCAUGAACUAGAAAUAAAUGA